AAAGACUUCAGUUGAGUUUAACAUCAACAGGUGUUAAAAACGUGUAACGAUUUAAAGCGCUUUGAAGAAAAUUCAUAAAUUUAAGAAACGAUCUUGCAAUUAUAGUUAACUACAAUAAAAAUAUAAAAAACAAACAAACGAAAAACGGUUUAAAAAGUAAUUGAAAUAAAAAAUAAUUAAGAUAAACUUACUAAUAUAUAAAAAUUUAAAAGAAAAAUAUUCCACAAAAAAAAUAUUGAAAAUAAUCAAAUAAAGCUUUUGCCAACGCCAUUUAAGGAUUAAAACAAACCAGAUCAUUCCAAUUACGAAAACAGAGAAAAUAUACGUGUUAAUAAAAGCCCUUGGAUUUAAAAGGCUUUAAAAGCAGAAUUUCAAAUAAAGUAAUUAUUAAUUAUAAGAUUUCCAAACACUCCACUAUGUCACGCCAGUCAAGACUGGUGCUAUUGUUACUCCUCUCCAUAGGGGUCUUUCAGAUAGCACUCUCCAGUACAAUUAACCCCAUCAAAAUUGUGCGCGACGAAUUACCCGACAAUCAAUUGGACUUGGACGAUGACUUGCUCAUUGAAGAAGAGAAACAUGUGAGAAUUUCAACGCCGAAAGUAAAGGAAACUCCCUUGCCCACAACAACAAGUGAAAAGAGUCGCAGCGCUACGGCCACCAGUACGCAAAAAACUGUUAGUGAUACCAUGUUAAAUGAUUUGGUGGAAGCUUCCAAGCACUCGGAAGCUUUGUCAAAGGAUGAAAGAUUCAAACAACUUGUGGCUAAAAAAUUAAACUCAACUAGCACAACUGCUGAACCAGCUGAUGAUUCUUAUGACUAUGACAAUUAUGAUGAUUAUGAAUACGAUUCGAAUUAUGAGCUAUCGUCAACAACUAAGAAGGGGGAAAACAAGGAGAAAUUGUCUAAGAAACCCAUUGAAAUGAAACCCAUUAAGGAAGAUAUCAAGACUUCCACUGCUAAAGCCACAGUUGAGGACAAUAAAGAAUCGAAUAAUAUUGAAUUCCACGAUGACAAUACUGUAAAUGAAGACGAUGAUGAUGAUGAAGACGACUAUGAUGAUGACGAUGAUGAUGACUUUGAUAACGAUAAUGAUAUCAAAGACGAAGAGGAAGUUAUAUUCAGUGAGGAUGUGCCCUGUCCACGUUACUGUACUUGUGAACGCAAUGUUAACAGUUAUUUGGUGGCCUAUUGUAGUCGCAUUGAUCCCGGUACCCAGAAAUUCGGCAAGGAUAUUACCGAUUUGGUGGUAACCGAUGUUGGUCCUAAAUAUCCUAUUCUAUUGGGUCCUAAUUUCUUCUUGGAAUUGGGCUUAAAACAUGUCUCCUCUAUUAAGAUUGCCAACUGCACCAUUGAGUACUUGCAUCCUGAUGCCUUUAAUGGUUUGGAUGAAUUAUUCUCGGUCAAUUUCACCAAUGUUGGUUUGGCCAUUAUCAAUCCCGAUACUUUUGCCAAGAACAAGAAAUUGCGUUUGUUGACCAUAUCCGGCAAUGAUUUGAGUGUAAUGUCCAGUGUUCAUUACUUGUUGAAGUCUUCCAGCAUUGAAGAAUUGGAUUUAUCACGCAACAAUUUAAUGGAACUUAAUCCCAAUGCUUUCUCACAAUUGUCUAAUAUUAUUUACAUCAAUCUGUCUCAAAACAAUUUGCAAAAAAUCCCCGAGGGCGUUUUCGAUAAACUGGAAACUAUUGAAGAAUUGGAUCUUUCCUACAACUCUUUGAAAACUUUGCCCCCCACCAUCUUCAACCAAACCGCUUUGGCUAUUUUACACUUGAAAUACAAUUCCAUUACCAAUGAUUUGAAAUUCGGCACUGUUGACUUGCAACAAUUGGAUUUGAGUUUCAAUCAAAUACACACUGUCCACCAUGGCAUGUUCGAUAAGAUGACCAGCUUAACAAAUUUGAAUUUGAAAGGCAACGGCUUGACCAAAGUACAACCCGACUCUUUCAUGACUUUAAAGAAUUUGAGACACAUUGAUUUGUCCAUCAAUGAAUUGGAUCAAGUGUCAAGCAUGAUCUUCUUCAAGAAUUCAGAAUUGGAUGUGAUCAGAUUGAAUGACAAUCCCAGAUUGAGCCAAUUGCCUACCGAUGGUUUCCGCAGUUAUAAUGGUUAUUUCACCGUUUACUAUUUGGAUAUUUCCAAUUGUGCCAUUGGUGCCUUGGGCCACAAGACCUUCUCCACCAUGCCUCAUUUGGCCACCUUGAAAUUGGCCUGGAACAACAUUAACAAUUUGGAAAGAGACACCUUUGCCAGUUUGAAGAAAUUGAUUGAUUUGGAUUUGAGCAACAAUUUAAUUGCCAAAUUGGAUGAAUUGAUCUUUAUGAACAAUAAUGACUUGACCAAAUUGAAUUUGGCUGGCAAUCCCAUACACAAACUCUCCGUACGCCUAUUCUUGCCCUUGAGUAAAUUGCGUGAGUUGGAUGUUAGCGAUUGCGAAUUGAAGACCCUCUUGACCGACAACCAAUAUGGUGUGGGACGCAAAUAUAAAUUCUAUGAAACUUUGAAAUCCUUCAAUGCCUCCUCAAAUCAAAUCCACAAAAUACACUCCAAUGAUGUGCGCAAUUUCAAGAACUUAAGAAGUCUCGACAUCAGCCACAAUCCUUUGAAAUGCAAUGAGGACUUCCAGGACUUUAUUAGCUACGUAUCACUCAAUCACCAAUUGAUGCCUCACUCUAUGCCCACAUUGGCCAAUUUGGAGUUGGGCGACAGUCAACAGAUUGAAAUUCAAAGUCAAGCCGGUUGGGCUUCCUUGGCUCAUGAGGUGUGCAAACAUGAAGAUUUAACACACAAAAAGAAUAUGGGUGGCAAUAAGUUUGAGAAACGUUUGCAAAAGGCCGACAAAGAUUUGGAUGAAGAUGCCAAGAAUUUGUUGAACAUUAUGGAAAAUAAUAAAUUGCAAAAGAUUUUGAAGGAUUCACAGCAUGAGGUAUUGAUGAAUGAGGACGAUAUUAAUGCCGCCGAAGAGGAGAAGGAUGAUGAAGAGUCCGAUUAUGAGGAUGGUGAUGGUGAAGAUGAUGAUAAUGACGAUGAUGAUGAGGCUGCUGAUAAUAACCAGGAUGAAUAUGAUGAUGAUUAUGAAAAGAAGGCUGAUAUAUCCAAGAAGAUUAUCGAUCAUGGCAUACGUGUGGAAGAGAUCGAUUUGAGCAAGGAAACCAGUGAUCGUUUCUUAUUGGAUAAAUUCAUUGCCGAUCGCAAGAAGCAUUUGGAGCACAGUGAUGACGAUGAGGAUGACGACGAGGAGGACGAUGAUGACAACGAUGAAGAAUACAUUAUUGAACGUGGUCACAUUUACUAUAGCGGUUACAAGUUCUUUGUGCCCAUCAUUAUCAUAAUCACCUGUGUGAUUGUAUUGCUCUUGGUCAUAGCGAAAAUCAUAUCGAUGAUUAUGCGCAAGCGUGGAGAACGUUAUCGCAUGUCGCUUUUGCAGGCACAUACCAAUUCCAUUGUUUAUCAAAAACUAACCGAAGACAUUAAGCCACCCAAAGAGCCUAAACAACCUAAAGUACAUCAAUAUACUCCCAUUAAUCAAGUUUAGAAGCAAACAAAGCAACACACAAGUAAAGAGAGUCAGGAGAGUGUAGCGAAGAAGAAAGAGAAGAGCUAGGAGAGUAUAUUGUUUGAUAGGAUGUUUUCGGAGAAAUAGAGAAAAGCAAAAAAGAGAAAAUGGCUAGAGCUAUAUUUAUAUCUAUCUGUAAUAUCCUGUUAAACAUUAGAAGAGAGCAAAAACAGCAGAGUUUAUUGGCUUUUGAGUAGUUUUUUUUUAGUUUAAUAGAGCAGCACAUCUAAGAGAGGGUUAAAUAUUUUCAGUUAUUUUUGUAGUUUUAUAAAGAAAAUCUAAAAAACUAAGUAUUUUUUUUAAAAAAAAUAAACAGAAAAACUAAAUUAUAAAAUAAAACUAAUAAGUUUUAUGUUAUUUAUAAAUAUACAUACUAUAUACAUAAAUAAAUAUUUACAUAUUUAAACUUAAGAUGAUUUAACCAAGUUUUCCAACAUUUAAUGAAACCUAAAAGAAAGACAAACUAAAUUCUAUUUAAUUUAAUAAAAUAAAAUACAAUUAUAUAUAAAAAACAAAAUAAACAAAAAAUUAUAUUUAAAAAAAAAUAGUAUUAAACAACAGUAAGACAGACAUCUUAAAUAAUUCCUAAACAAUUGAACAUUUCCAAAAUACAAAACAGAAUUUCAUAAAAUUUGUACUUAAAGAAAAUAAUAAUUUUUAUUAUUUUUUUGUAAAAUGAUACAGUUUGUUACCAAAUUGCAUUUAAAUUUAUCUAUAUUUCAAACCCCCUGUUAAAAUUUUGCAGUUAUUUACUCCUUAAAGUGCCAUGUUUGGUGGUCAUCACUUUUAAAGCAAUUUCUUUUUUUGUUUAAGAAAAAAAAAACAUUUUAAUUCUUUGUUGAUAACUCCAAAACUAUAAAUAACACUUGCAGAACUACAUGUCUACUUUAAUUAUUUUUACUAAAAUCUUUUUUUUGAAUAAUGUUUUUAUCUUUUGGGGAUUUUCUUUUAUUUCUUUUUUUGUUCUUUAACAAAUUAUACUUUCUUUUUUUAUAAAUUAUAAAUUAUUAUAUAUUAUAUUUUAAUUUAAUUAUUUUUUUUUCUGUAUAAAUUUUUUUGCAGUUAUUUACAUUAAUAAUUUAAUAAAUUAAAAAUACAAAACAAAAUCAAA
Molecule: messenger RNA, 4662 nt
Organism: Calliphora vicina (urban bluebottle blowfly)
Lineage: Eukaryota; Metazoa; Arthropoda; Insecta; Diptera; Calliphoridae
Gene: Gp150
Product: glycoprotein 150
Exons: 9
Coding region: 417-3530 (1037 amino acids)
Cellular component (GO): extracellular matrix
Molecular function (GO): protein binding
Source: RefSeq, a predicted model, not a curated record